This is a messenger RNA of Ailuropoda melanoleuca (giant panda), 1378 nucleotides long. The record is from the annotation of a RefSeq genome assembly. Lineage: Eukaryota; Metazoa; Chordata; Mammalia; Carnivora; Ursidae.
AUGCUAAAAAUUAUCCUCCCUACCAUAAUACUAGUACCCCUUACAUGAAUAUCAAAGCCUAACAUAAUCUGAAUUAAUACAACAACCUAUAGUCUACUCAUCAGCCUUAUUAGUCUGACAUAUCUCAAUCAACUCAGUGAUAAUAGUCUAAACUUCUCAUUAACAUUCUUUACCGACUCCCUAUCAGCCCCCCUGUUAGUUCUCACAACAUGACUACUGCCCUUAAUACUUAUAGCUAGUCAAUUUCACCUGUCAAAAGAGACCCUGACCCGGAAAAAAUUAUAUAUCACAAUACUAAUUCUCCUGCAACUAUUCUUAAUUAUAACAUUUUCUGCUACUGAGUUAAUCAUAUUCUAUAUUUUAUUUGAAGCUACCCUGGUACCGACUUUAGUUAUCAUUACUCGAUGAGGAAACCAAACAGAACGACUAAACGCGGGCCUCUAUUUUUUAUUCUACACCUUAGUAGGAUCCUUGCCCUUACUAGUUGCACUGUUAUAUGCCCAAAACAGCUUAGGAUCACUAAAUUUUCUCAUAGUACAGUACUGAACUCAGCCCUUGCCAAAUUCCUGAUCUAACAUUUUCAUGUGGCUGGCAUGUAUAAUAGCAUUCAUAGUAAAAAUACCGCUAUAUGGCUUACACCUAUGACUACCUAAAGCACAUGUAGAAGCUCCUAUUGCAGGAUCCAUAGUACUUGCUGCAGUACUUCUAAAACUAGGGGGAUACGGUAUAAUGCGGAUUACAACAAUACUCAACCCUCUAACAAAUUUUAUAGCCUACCCCUUCAUAAUGCUCUCACUAUGAGGAAUAAUCAUAACAAGUUCUAUUUGUUUACGCCAGACAGACCUAAAGUCCCUAAUUGCAUACUCCUCUGUUAGUCACAUAGCCCUAGUCAUUGUAGCAAUUCUAAUCCAAUCCCCAUGAAGCUACAUAGGAGCUACUGCUCUAAUAAUCGCCCAUGGGUUAACAUCUUCUAUGCUAUUCUGUCUUGCAAACUCUAACUACGAGCGAACCCAUAGCCGAACUAUAAUUCUCGCACGGGGCUUGCAAACGCUUCUUCCACUUAUAGCAGCUUGAUGACUAUUAGCAGGCCUAACUAACUUAGCUCUUCCUCCUACAAUUAAUCUGAUUGGGGAACUGUUUGUAGUGAUAGCCACAUUUUCAUGAUCCAAUAUUACCAUUCUCUUAAUAGGAGUUAACAUUACCAUUACUGCUCUCUACUCUCUAUAUAUACUAAUUUCUACACAGCGAGGCAAGUAUACAGACCACAUCAAAAAUAUUAAGCCAUCUUAUACACGAGAAAAUGCCUUAAUAGCCUUACAUUUACUACCCCUUUUACUUCUAUCUCUUAACCCUAAAGUAGUUCUAGGCUUUAUUUACU